AUGGAUUCUGCUGCUUUUUCAGAAACGGCGCUUCCAAAAUGUUUUCCAAGUCUCACCCGGAUGAAUGAUGAAGAGUCUUCACAGUUCCGCUUCUUAGAUCCGAGCUCUUCUUCUCCACAGUGCUUGUGCCUAGCGCCCAAUUCUGUUCCCUGCACAGCCGCAGAGGUGUAUGAGAUGCGCGAAAGUGUAUUCUCCUCAAUACCAGCAAAUAUUUGUCCCUCCCAGGACUCAGCUGGGGCAAUUUUCGGCAAAGGAAUGGCUGGAACAGCUGACUCAAAACUGUACUUUGCUGCGGCCAACGCUGGGAAAAUAUUUUGUCCCCUAAGCAAUAGCAAGAGUAUAACGCAGCCAACAGACGCUGCUACAUACACAACUUUUGCAAGCUCUGCCGAGUUGAACGAGUACUGCGCUAAUGGACUUCACGCCCAGCAAGAGCUAGCUGCUAUCACGCCAUAUAACGUCGACAUCAACUGUGAAAAUGUAACAUCCAAGUCGGAUACUUUAACCCCUGAAGAAUGCAAGGCAAAAUGCGUUGAUAUCAGGCAAAGUUGUGAGGAAAAUAUGGUUGACUUCUUAUCGUGCUUCUCUACAGAGCGGCAGACUACAGGUUUUGACAAUGAAUGUGCCACUAACCAUACUUCUGUCCCUGGGAGAGGAAUAAUUUUCUGCAAGCUCAUACCAAGAGAUUGCAAAUACUCAGAAUGGGGGGAGUGGUCAGCCUGUAGCGCCACCUGCCGCAGCAGCAUAGGAGGAUUGGAAGGAAGUGUUAGAAUACGUACACGACGGAUUGUGGAGCCCAGCACAACUGGUGGCCAGCAGUGCCGACUGGGGAGUAUAUCGAAAGAGUUCGACGACUCAGUGACUCUGUCUCUAACGCCAAAGCCAGAGCCAUCCAUUGAAGAGUGGAGAGCUGACAGGCUUAACUCUACCACAACCUCUACACAGGGCCCAGCCGUGAGAGACGACAUAACUUGCGACAUCGUGGACAUGAGUACUUUUAGCUUGGACACGCGUUUUGAUACUCAAGUGAGUAAUGUUUGUCGCUGCAGCUUUUGGUGUCUGGCCAGAGCUAAAAGCUCCAUAGCCGAAAAUUCCGCACAGCGCUUUCAGGGCACCCUUCGCGGACAUCAAGCGUGA
Eimeria tenella is the source of this 1137-nucleotide messenger RNA. RefSeq lists its product as uncharacterized. The coding region runs from base 1 to 1137 and encodes 378 amino acids. The transcript has 3 exons. Gene Ontology annotation, molecular function: protein binding. Lineage: Eukaryota; Apicomplexa; Conoidasida; Eucoccidiorida; Eimeriidae. The record is from RefSeq and is a predicted model, not a curated record.